AUGAAAACUGCAAUUGAUUCCUAUGGUGGAGUUAAAGGGUGCCAUGCAGCAGUUGUGAAGAUUCAAGAGUCUAACCAAACAAUGAAGAAGCACACAAUGACCGGAAUUCAGGCUCUCAAUAAUUUCAGCUUUGAGUCAGCAGGUUUGCGAGUACGGAGGGCCUACAAUGUGGGCCCUGGAAAGCUUUUCACAGCAACACAGGUGAAGCGAUUCGUUUUGCUUCAGGGGCCUACCGGACUCGAAGUCGUGCAGCCCUUUAGCAUACCACAAGAAGAUGUUGAUGUCUUUAGAUCUGUGUCAACUAGGGUCGAGUGCGUGCGUCCUCAACCUUGCUCUCCACAAUCCGUUGAAGAUUCCCCAGCUGAUGAAGCUACACGAGCUUCUUCUCCUGUCCUGAGAAAGGAUGUACCAAGACAUACCAGUCUUUUACAAAUCUGCAGAAACACCUGGCUGCGGGUAAACAUCUUGUCAAAUUAG
Porites evermanni is the source of this 477-nucleotide messenger RNA. NCBI's taxonomy places the organism in Eukaryota, Metazoa, Cnidaria, Anthozoa, Scleractinia, Poritidae. The record is from the annotation of a GenBank genome assembly.